AGGUAUGCAGAGUCGACCCGCACUUACUCAACCCGUCAAAGCGCGUGAAAACUCCCCUCAAACUCUGGAAUUCGGCCUUGGUUCUCUCUUUCACACAUCACCACAAACUUUCCUCAAAUUCUCGUUUGAUCCUCUCCCCUUGCAAAUAUAAGCAAAUCAAACCUUUCGGUAAGUCCACGGCUUCACUUUAUCAGAUUUCAACGCGCAGCCUCUUUACCAGCAACUCCCACUUCGCUGCCGUUCUUUCGCAUCAUCAUCAUCAUCUCUCAGCGCUCGCCUGAAAAAAAAUCCUGGAGCAAAAUUACCUGGGAAAUCUCUGCACCCCGCCCCCGCCUACCACUUUCAGCUAUGAGAACGUUGACAGUGGGCUUGAAACUCACUGUCCACUCCCAUGACAAGCCAUUGGGACGAGCCGUUGGGAAACCGUCCAUUGUCGGCAGUCUAUCACUGUUUUAAUGCGAUUACAGCUCCAAUUGCCAAGUUCAAGAGUCUCUGAAUCGCCCUCAUGACUCUCUCACGCCUCUCAGCCAUUUUGGUUCAAAGAGUCUGUGUUUUCUCGUCCGCAAAGAAAACCUUUUCAAUUUCCUCCAGUUGCCCCUCUUCUUACUUUCUGCAACUCCGUCACUACACAUCAGCCCCCCUUCGCCAAUCUCUUGCCUCUAUCAGAUCUCGGAGGCGGGUGACCACUCUAGCUUUUGCCUCAACACACUUUCAUACUUUCACAUCUUCUGUGCCUCACUUCUUAGACUGACUUCGAGAAUUCAGAAACCCUUUCACACAACUACCCAAUUUCUCAAAAUGGAUUCCUUCCAGCAGCAACAACAGCAGCAGCCCCGUGGCGCUUGCUACUCUUGCGGUUCUACUGGCCACCAGGCCCGCGACUGCCCUACCAAGGGUCCUGCUAAGUGCUACAACUGCGGUGGCGAGGGCCACAUGAGCCGUGACUGCACCGAGCCCAUGAAGGAUAACAAGUCCUGCUACAAGUGCGGCCAGCCCGGCCACAUCUCCCGUGACUGCCCCAUGAGCGGCGGCAGCGGCCAGGCUACCGAGUGCUACAAGUGUGGUGAGAUCGGCCACAUUGCCCGCAACUGCUCCAAGUCCUCCUACGGUAACAACUAUGGUGGUGGCUUCGGUGGUGGCGCUGGCAAGACCUGCUACUCUUGCGGCGGCUACGGCCAUAUGUCUCGCGAAUGUGUCAACGGCAUGAAGUGCUACAACUGUGGCGAGUCUGGCCACUACUCCCGCGACUGCCCCAAGGAGUCCGCUGGUGGUGAGAAGAUCUGCUACAAGUGCCAGCAGCCUGGACACGUCCAGUCUCAGUGCCCCAGCAACUAAAAUGGUGGCUCGUGACUCAGCAAUGCGACUGAGGCGAGGUGGACGUGGAGACUCGUUGAUACCCACGGACAAUUUAUUUCCUAGUUCUUUUUAUGGCAUUUCGGCAAAAGUUCAACUUCUUCGCACGACUUCUUAUGAUUAUCACGGCAGAAUGGAGGCUCACAAAACAAACCGUGCGCGAUUCUCGACGAGUGGCUAGCGGCGACCAGCUUUGAUUGGAACAUAUCGGCAUUGGAUUUCGUCACACAACGAACGAACGACUACGACCAUGAAAUCGACUCGACUCUGAGACAGACGGAUGGUGACGGGUGGGGGUGACGAGAUCAAACUGAAAAUAUCUGGUGUCUUGCAUGCAAUGUUCUACAACACCUCUGGUGCUCUGCUUACUCGCUGCAAGUGGAGAACCCAAGCUGAGGAGAGCUGGGGGUGCUCCUUUGGUAGUCAAGUCGAGAUGAAAUGCGUUGUCCCAACGUUGUGGAAACUCUAACCUGGUGUGACUGUUUGUGUGUUUCGAUAUUGCCGACCUAUGCUUUGCGUUACUAGCAGAAGCCGGUGUGUAGAAUGAAGG
Fusarium verticillioides 7600 is the source of this 1903-nucleotide messenger RNA. Its product is annotated as cellular nucleic acid-binding protein. The record is from RefSeq and is a predicted model, not a curated record. The transcript is spliced from 8 exons. The coding region runs from base 799 to 1335 and encodes 178 amino acids. Lineage: Eukaryota; Fungi; Ascomycota; Sordariomycetes; Hypocreales; Nectriaceae. Gene Ontology annotation, biological process: positive regulation of cytoplasmic translation. Gene Ontology annotation, cellular component: cytoplasm. Gene Ontology annotation, molecular function: single-stranded RNA binding; mRNA binding; translation regulator activity.